CGGGAAUCUGGUGUAUAGGUAUUUCAAGCCGUUCCAUGGACCAAGUAAACUCCGCCGUCUCGCUUCUGGACUUCGCGCGUUGCGUCCGAUAACAUUAACUGGCUUCGGGGUGUGUGCUCUUUCGCUCGUGCACAACAUAACGUUGGGUACCCGUGCUUGGGUGACCUCAAGGCGAGGCCUCGUAUUCUGAAGGCGUCCUCCGGCCCAGGAUUGGAUUUGUUGCUUUGUAGCUGAAAUAAAGGACCAUGUCUGAACCUUCUUCGCAGUCACCGCGGGUGGAGCCCGUGGCUUCUAAUCAACUUGUCGAUGAGAAUAAACUUCCUAGCGGACAGUGCCGGUACAUUCUGCUGAACCCGGAGAUCAAGGGGCAGCGUUGUGCCUGUGUCGGCUUCACCAUCAACCGGACUCUCCCAGGCGUCACCUGCGACUGUGGUCACCUCUCGUGUUACCACAUCCAGUCUGCCGAACCACCCCCAAAUAAAAAUGAAGUUGACAUACUUCGCCGGCGUAUCAAAUUACUCGAGGACCAGCUUGACCGAGAAAACGACGGAGGACUGGGCGGUGCGUUGGGUAGUGUGGUUCGGCGCCUGGGAGACUUGGAGGAACAGGUCGAGAAGAAUAGAGACGAGACCAAUCAAGAGAUGAAAGGUUGCUAUAAAAAUGUUGACCGUAUGUGGCAGUCAGUCACCCAGCUUGAAAAGCGGCAAACAGUAUACGAAGACCGCCUCCUUAUGUUUGAUGAACGGUUGGAUGGCCAUGAUGACACCCUACAGGGCUUAGGCGACAGGCUGAUGGAGUUUGAUGAAGCAUCCAUGGUUCUUGAAGACCGCGUAGAUGCAUUAGAGGAAGAGGACUGCCAACGAAUCCCAUUCCGUAGGCGUCGACGAAGAUCUACAUCAGGCUCAGAAGACUCGGUGAACUUCAACGUAGCACGCCGGUCCCGCCCAUUAAAUAAUCAUGAUACAGCGCGAUCCACCUCAACUUCAGUCUCGGGCUCUCGCCGCGGGUCUGCCGAUAGCCCAGUAGAGGUGACGGGGUCCUGGACCGUGCACAUAUCGCUUCUCCCAACAGCCUCACAGCCGUUCCCUUUCGAGAAGGACACAAAUGCGUAUAAGCGAUGUCUAUCUCGUGGGCUUCACCAAAUGAUCGCAGUCGGAGGAACAGAUGGCGAGUCCUUCGCUAAAGCCGUGUCCAAGGCAUUUGGAAGACUCCUCCGAGGUAGAGAGUGGGUUCCGCUACAAGCCCGGCUCUGUGACGCCGCAACAUUGCAGGGACUUCCGAUGCUCAAGCCCCUAGACCCAGAUUUAGUCGGCGGGAGCUAUGACCUCGAUUUUCUACGCAAGUAUUGCGCCGUUUGCUUGCCAAAUGGUAAGGUAGAGUCCAUGUACAUUGCAAUGCAGUCGGAUACCUUCUCGUGGCAUUUCCUAAGGCGAUCGCCGUGCUAUCUAGAUGGUCUUGAGGAAUGCUGGGCCUACGAUCCGCUACUUGACCCGAACGACAACUUCGAGGAUUUCAACGGCGAGGUAGAAGAUGGGAGGUCGGCAGGGGAGAUUGUACCACCUCUACCCUCUUUAAAAAGGACAGCAUCAGAGAUGUCUCGGACACCGAGUAUGGGUUCAAUGUCGGCAAACGAAGUAAACGACAGUUCGCGGCAAAAAUUACCACGAACAUGUAUGCGAACACCUAUGGAAGUUCGUAGACAGGGUGUGGAGACGGUUUAGAUUUGGGGGUUGGAUAUACCAUAUAGAAGCACGACGAAGUGCAUAUAGACAUGGGAGGGCGUUUUCUUUUUCCCUUUUCCCUAGGAGACGGGCCGCAGACAGACGACAGGGAAGGAAUACUAAUGGAUUCCUACAAGUUUAAUUAUUCUCACUCCUUUCGCCCCUAUUCACCUAUUCGCCUACAAACAACUG
Daldinia vernicosa is the source of this 1913-nucleotide messenger RNA. RefSeq lists its product as uncharacterized. The coding region runs from base 246 to 1721 and encodes 491 amino acids. NCBI's taxonomy places the organism in Eukaryota, Fungi, Ascomycota, Sordariomycetes, Xylariales, Hypoxylaceae. The record is from RefSeq and is a predicted model, not a curated record. The transcript has a single exon.